AUUAUCUUCCAAAUGCUACCUCCACAUGUAACUUGAAACCAAAAAAAAACAGAACAUGUCGUUCCACUGCUCCAUCUCUAACUCACAUCACUACUCUCUCAGCGGCAUAACAUCAAACACCUUCACCACAGUCCCAAUUUCCACUUCCAAACUCAAAUGCACCACCAAUAACAGAUUCAAAAUUCUUGCAAAAUCAAAUUCAGAUUCAUCACAAUCCACUUCAUCUUCUACCUCUCUUCUCUCUUUUCUCUGUCCCCUGCUCAAGCUUUUCUCUGGAGGAGAUCCUUCUGGACAACGUAAUUUUGCUUUGGAGUUAGCAACAUCUUCCUUAGCCAGCACUUCAAGGUUUGCAUGGGGAAGAAAAUCCGCAGUUGAGAGUGUGCAGAACAAUGAGAUAACUUCAAAUCCUCCUAUUAGCUUGCAGCUUUUUGAAUUUGAGGCAUGUCCCUUUUGUAGAAGGGUACGGGAAGCCAUGACUGAACUAGACCUUUCAGUAGAGGUGUAUCCUUGUCCUAAAGGUUCUGUAAGACACAGGGAGGUGGUCAGAAAAACUGGCGGCAAAGAGAUGUUUCCUUUCCUCGUUGAUCAAAAUAGUGGCGUUUCUAUGUAUGAAAGCAGCGAUAUUGUAAAAUACUUGUUCGAGCAAUAUGGAGAAGGUAGAAGUCCAUCAUUGGGACUUUUAGAGAGCACUAUUUUCACCGGAUGGAUGCCGACUAUUCUACGAGCGGGUAGAGGAAUGACACUGUGGGAACGUUCUACGGUUGAACCUCCCCCUAGAAAGUUGGAGCUCUUCUCAUACGAAAAUAACCCGAAUGCUCGAAUUGUUCGCGAGGCAUUAUGCGAAUUGGAACUUCCUUACAUUCUUCAAAACGUAGGAGAAGGAUCUCGCCGGACGAAGUUACUCUUGGAUGCUUCUGGAUCUAUAGAGGUUCCUUACUUUGUUGAUCACAACACUGGAUUUCAAUCUGGGGAUUACAAGAUCAUCUUACCCUAUCUGUUCAAAACGUAUUCGACAGCUAAUGUAUAGUUUCCAUUUUCUGGAAAUGAAAAACUUUUUGCGCUUUCGCAAUGAUUUUCUCGAUAUGUGUGAUGAACAAAUCCCCUCGAUACAGGCGAUAGAAAAUUGUAAAGAACUAGUUAUACAAAUUGUAAAGAAGGAAAGUUUUGGUUAUUUAUGAGAGUCAUGCAGAACUCUGUUCAACUUAUGAUUAACAUAACAUAGAUCACAAGUUUGGUGUGACAAGUGCCAUAGAUAUUGCAAUAUGUUUGGAUUCAAA
Molecule: messenger RNA, 1277 nt
Organism: Vicia villosa (hairy vetch)
Lineage: Eukaryota; Viridiplantae; Streptophyta; Magnoliopsida; Fabales; Fabaceae
Exons: 10
Coding region: 56-1027 (323 amino acids)
Cellular component (GO): chloroplast
Source: RefSeq, a predicted model, not a curated record